Molecule: messenger RNA, 1107 nt
Organism: Pteronotus mesoamericanus
Lineage: Eukaryota; Metazoa; Chordata; Mammalia; Chiroptera; Mormoopidae
Gene: GLT6D1
Product: glycosyltransferase 6 domain containing 1
Exons: 6
Coding region: 1-1107 (368 amino acids)
Biological process (GO): carbohydrate metabolic process
Cellular component (GO): vesicle; Golgi apparatus; membrane
Molecular function (GO): hexosyltransferase activity
Source: RefSeq, a predicted model, not a curated record
AUGGGCGCCCAUUGCAUCCCCAGCGCCUCAGAGGCCUUGGGAGAGCCUGCUGACAUCACCCCUGCGGAAGCCCCAGCCACGCUGGGAGCAGGGCAGCGAGCCCAAGGCCAGGACGUGCAGAAACCUCUCUCCUCGGAGGGCCUCUUCGGUGUCUUCCCCACGGCUGUGCCCAAGAUGAGAACGCGCUCUAAGAAGAAACUGCUGUUGUUGGUCUCGCUGCUGCCGCUGCUCCUGUUGGUGGAGCGUUGCCGCAGGCGCAGAGCGGGAGAACUCCGGCUCUCAGACUGGUUCCACCCCAGGAACCGGCCUGACGUCCUAACGACCACGGGCUGGCGGGCCCCCGUCAUCUGGGAGGGCACUUUCGACAGGCAGGCCCUGUGGAGACACUACACGGGGCAGAACCUCACCGUGGGCCUGGCUGUCUUUGCCGCCGGCAGGACUGCCGACCAGUACCUGGAACCCUUCUUGCGAUCAGCGAACAAGCACUUCCUGCCCGGGUACCGGGUUGUCUUCUACGUCAUGGUGGACCACUGGUACCAGCUGCCGCACCUGCAGCCUGUCCCCCUGCACACAUUCAGGGUCCUGACCAUCAGCCAGGACUCCUGGUGGCCCGACUGGAACCUCUUGCGCAUGAAGAGCCUGGGCGAAUACAUACUCAGUGACAUCCGGGGGGAGGUCGACUUUCUCUUCAGCAUGAGCGUGGACCAGGUCUUCCAGAACGACGUUGGGGUGGAGAUCCUAGGCACCGCUGUGGCCCAGCUCCACGCCUGGUGGUACUUCAAAGGCAGGAAGAACCUCCCUUACGAGAGGAGGCGCAGGUCCGCAGCCUGCAUCCCGUUUGGAGAGGGGGACUUCUUUUACGAUGGCGCCCUCGUGGGGGGCACGCCCUUGCACGUCUUGAACCUGGUCGAAGCGUACCUGAGCGGCGUGGCCCACGACCAGAAGCACGGGCUGAACAGCACCUACGAAAGAUACCUGAACAAGUACUUCUUCCUGCAUAAGCCCACCAAGCUGUUGUCGCCGGAAUACAACUGGGACGCGGCGCUUCUCCUGCCCCGGCAGGUGCAGUACGUCAAGGUGCUGCAGCUCGCCAAGAGGGGCCUGUGA